Molecule: messenger RNA, 1218 nt
Organism: Megachile rotundata (alfalfa leafcutting bee)
Lineage: Eukaryota; Metazoa; Arthropoda; Insecta; Hymenoptera; Megachilidae
Source: RefSeq, a predicted model, not a curated record
UUAAUUUUAAUAUUGAAUAAUUGUGUAUUUAAUAAUAUUUAAUUGUAAAGAAUGUUCACUGCAAUAGAAAGCGAAUUCCGACAAUGAACUUUCUUCGCGUCGCCAAAAGAAAAAUGAUCGAGAGAAAGCGAAGAGAAACAUCGUUUUCCGCUUGUCAUUCGGAAGAACUUUCUUCGAUGCGGUGAACAAAGGAAACAAAAGUGGUCGUGUUGUUUCUCCGGAUUAACACGAAAAAAGUAUCGGACAGAAGAAUCACGGUGUCCAUAAAUUUCUCUCUCGAAUCUGUGCGAUCUUCAGUGUUCGAAUUAACUUGACUGCGUCACUUUUGUAUCGUUCGUGUUUCUUCAUUAUCGCUAAUAUUUUUGCUCACAUUAAUAAUAAUAAUUAAAAUGAAACCUGUGAUAGGAUUCAUCUUACUUUUCGCUAUUUUUGAUUCUUUGGCUGGGAAGAGAAUUGUUAAGGUUCCCAGCGACUUCCGGUUUAAAGGUGACCUUGAAACUGCUGCUAGUGAACAUAAAGUUGAAAAUAAAGAAGAGGAGAAAGGAGGAGGCACGAAGUACCAGGAGGACCACCAUGUUGUCGACGAGGAGAAAGGUGACAAGGGUUAUAAAGUUUUCCACGAGUUCGACAAGGGUGAAAAGGGCCACCACGAUAAAGAGAACCACAAACAGAAGUACGAAGAGGAAAAGGGCGAAGAGGAAAAGAAGCACGAGGAAUCUGACCAUUACGACGAAAAUCACCGUGACGAAGAGGGUGACAAAAUGGCGAAGUUUGACGAGGAAGGGAAACACCAGAAAGGUUAUAGUACCAAAGGAGAGCAUAGUGUUUUCAAAAAGGACGAGUAUGAAAAGAAGCACGAUUUUUACGACGAAUACCACGAAGACGGAGAACACGAGAAGCACGGGGGUUAUCACCACGAACACGAGGGCAAGAAGGGUGGACACGAGAAGAUGGGUCAUAUGGAUUCUGGUAACCACGAGGAUCAUCAUGGUAAGAAGAAGAAGCACGAGGAGGGUCACCAUCACCGCACCCAAAAAGGUCGCAAACUGGCCGAAGGUCACGACGACCACCAUCAACAGGGUAAAAAGUACGGGAAGAAAGGUGGACACGAAUCGGGGAAGAAAUGGUUCUCUAGCAGUGGUCACUGAACAGUUGUUCUUGUAUCUUAUUUUGUAAGAUACUUCUUGACUAGUCAUAACAGUGUACUGUAUUUGUUAA